AUGGAAGCGUUCAGUUUAGCCGCGUCGAUCAUGCAAGUCAUCGACUUCGGCUCGAAUUUCGUCAUCACAGCCAUCGCCAUGUACAGGUCGUCAUCUUCGACCCCCGAUGACCUUCUCGCGCUCCGGAGUCUUCAAACAAACUCAGAAAGCCUCGGUUCUGUCUUGGGAACACUCAAAGCUGACUGUUCUCGACUUGCUAAUCGUUCAUCUGGGAACGAAAAUGAUGGCAUCAUUGCUUUGGCCAAUGAAUGCUCCAAAGCUCUUCAGAAGAUGCUCGACACCCUGGAAAUCGUCAAGCCUUCGAGAACCGGAAACAUUUGGAAGGCUAUGAAAUCCGCUGUGGCACUCAAGUGGAAUGAAAGUAGCCUCUCCGCUCUCCAGAGCCAGCUCAAUGACUUCAAGCAUCAAAUCAGCCUGAACUUGCUCGUCUCUGUUAGGCAAUAUUCGCAAAAGAGCGUAACACAACAAGACGAGAUUCUUCGACGCCUUGACCGGCUCACAAGAGACACCAGUGCGUCUGCACGGGAACCAAUCCCCUCAAUCGACCAGUUUGGCUUUGGAUCGUCGGUCGUUCAGCUUUUGACCAGGCGGCUGGGUCAGGAAGACGGCGAGGCUGAAAGAGCCCGGCUGCGGAGCGCCAUCAUCAGCGCAAUGUUGUCUGGAGACGACGACAUUGAGACAUCCUCGAGCAUCCUUCUUACCGACGACCAUCGUAAGAACCUUGAAGCAAUGUUUCUAGCCACUCUUCACUACGAAAGUAUGGCAGAUAGGGAGCUGGCAAUUUCUGACGCACACGAGGCAACAUUUCAUUGGAUUUUCAACAACAGCGAGCAUCAGACCGCGAAGUGGUCAAGCUUUACAGGCUGGCUCGAGUCGGACGAACAGGUCUAUUGGAUCACUGGAAAGGCUGGAUCAGGGAAAUCUACCUUGAUGAAGUUCUUGACGCAGCCUCACCAACCCCGGGAUGCAGCGGAGAGCUCCAGGAACUUGCCUCUAGAAACUCGUUGCACCGAGUACCUUGGACGCUGGGCUGGAGAACAACGUCUCAUCAUGGCUUCCUUUUACUUUUGGGCUGCAGGUUCUACUGCCCAAAAAUCUCAUAAAGGAUUAUUCAAGACGCUCCUCUCACAACUUCUUCGGGCAUUUCCAGAAGCUAUUCCCUUCACGUCUCCCAAGCAAUGGGGGGUGCUAUCUCUAUUUAAUGAAGUUUCCAAAGAAGUCCCGGAACGGGAGCUGCGCAACAUGUUCAAGCGAGCCAUACGGCACAUCUCCUCGGAAGCAAAAGUCGCUCUGUUCGUGGACGGACUGGACGAGUUCGAAGGAGAUUUGGAGCCGCUGAUUUCCACAAUGCACAACGUCAUAUCUCAAUCUUCAUCUGUCAAGCUGUGCACCGCGAGUCGCCCAUGGAAUGAAUUCCAGGAGGCUUUUAGGGACGUGCCUAGCCUCCGACUUCAGGACCUCACUCGCUCUGACAUCCAGAAAUACGUCGAAGCGAGGUUCACAGAGAAUCAGAAAUAUAUGGCUCUACGAGACUGGGAGACUGGGCUCACCGACAACCUUGUCAGCUCCGUGGUCUCGAAGGCGUCUGGCGUGUUCCUAUGGGUCAAGAUUGUGGUGUUCUCAUUACUUGCAGGACUCAGCCAAGCAGAUCGUCCAAGCGACCUAAAACGACGACUUGAUGAUCUACCAGAGGAUCUGGAGGGGCUAUACGAAAGGAUACUUGAUAACAUCGACCCCUUCUAUCUCGAGCACGCUACCGAGUACUUCACCCUCAUGAAAGCAUGCCCCGAACCACCUCCCGCCUUGCUCUUCUCUUUUGCAGAUGAAGAGAAUCUUCUGGAUCUACCUGGCAGGCUUCUUUCCAAUAUUGUCAACAAGGGCGGCAUGGUCAACCUAUUUGACCGUGUGCAAGAUAUCGCAAUCAGGUUGAACAGUCGAUGCAAGGGCCUGCUGGAGGUGGCUGAACCCAUUCCUAAACCGGACUCUCGACUCCCUCUAUUCCGGUACCCUGGGCCAAAGAUUCAAUACUUGCACAGAACUGUUCGAGACUUCAUCGACAGCCCAAACACCACAAGACGACUUGGCCGCUAUCUGCCUGGCUCUUAUGAUCCCCAUCUCAAGCUUUUAUACGCCAGCGUUGUUUUGGAUGCAAAAUUCAGCCCACAUAUAACACAACAGGAGAUAAUGAGAGACGUCAUGUAUCAUGCGGACCGAGUGAGCACAAACUCGACACAGGAGCUCGUGAGGGGAUUGGACCGUUAUCGCGAAGCCCUCUCAACUAGGUACGCUGAUAAGGAGACUUUCAACCUCAACUUGAGAAGCCUUAACGGUGUCUAUGAUGCGAUGAGCCUGGAACAGCAGUUUCUGUGUCUCGCCAUCGAGUAUGGAGUUGUCGGCUACAUCAACGCCGAACUUGACGACGGAGGUUCAAUCCUCCUCUCCAGAGACCGUCUACUUGAAAUAUCCUUUCGGGAGUUCGGCCCUACCAGUUUGCGUCGUCCCUUAUGGACUUUUGUCAAGAGGGGCUUUAAAAUCCCUACGACAGUCUCAUACUCUUUGCUUCAUAUUCCCUUUCUACACUUCUCGCCUUUACCCUCCCAUCGACAAGCCGAGGUGGUCAAGGCUCUGCUCAAAAGAGGAGCAGAUCCUAAUCAAGAAUUCAAGUUUCGCCACAACGGAGCCGGGACGGCUACUACGCCCUGGAGGUUAUUCAUCGGGGAGAUUAUCUGUGCCUUUCUUUCGACGUUAAGAUCAGCAAGAAAGGCUCGUUUAGCCGACCUUGGCGAGAUCACCCGACUCAUGAUUGACUACGGCGCCAACGUGAACCCUUCGAACGUGGAAGCAGCUAUCAAACUCUUGGCAUCGGAGCCCGAUAGAGAAUACAUCUUGAGUCGCCCCGCGUGGUCGGUACACAAAGCCGUUUACUCGGCCUUACGCAGAAUGAAAAAGGACAGAGCAGCCCGGAAGCUUGAGUUUGACAAAGAGCAUCAACGAUAUCUAGGAGGGGGACCCCUCAAGUUGAACCAGGACCUGCCCGUGUACGUAGCCACAGCUAUCGGCAAUAGUUAUAUCUAG
Fusarium falciforme is the source of this 3075-nucleotide messenger RNA. RefSeq lists its product as hypothetical. The transcript has 3 exons. The coding region runs from base 1 to 3075 and encodes 1024 amino acids. The record is from RefSeq and is a predicted model, not a curated record. NCBI's taxonomy places the organism in Eukaryota, Fungi, Ascomycota, Sordariomycetes, Hypocreales, Nectriaceae.